Kluyveromyces lactis is the source of this 2856-nucleotide messenger RNA. Its product is annotated as threonine/serine exporter family protein. The coding region runs from base 1 to 2856 and encodes 951 amino acids. Lineage: Eukaryota; Fungi; Ascomycota; Saccharomycetes; Saccharomycetales; Saccharomycetaceae. The record is from RefSeq and is a predicted model, not a curated record. Gene Ontology annotation, molecular function: transmembrane transporter activity. The transcript has a single exon. Gene Ontology annotation, biological process: transmembrane transport.
AUGUCGUCAUCCUAUGGAAACAAUGGUGACAAGAACAAUCAUGAAAAGUUUGGAUUCAAUUUACUCCGUAAGAAGCCACAGCAGCCUUCGAAUAGAUCUGAGAGAAGAGCUGACGACUCAAGUUCAAGUGAGGAUGAAGCAGGACCAAGUUCGAAUUACGUGUCUAGCUCUCAGCUGAAUUUACCCAGUUUUAGACCCUCCGGAGGGUCCACAGAUGAAUUAAACAGGGCAAACAGGACAAACGUCGGUUCCUCUGACGCAAGAUAUUCACCCAGAACUGCAUCCAAUACAGAGUCUGGCAAUCGUAGACAACAGAUGAUCGAAGAUGAUGCGAUAGCUACCAUCAGAGAUAAUUCAGGAGCUGCCAGGUGUUUCGAUGAUGAUGAUGAGGAGGAGGAAGAACAUCAAGAGCAAAAAGAUUCUGGUGAGAAUCCAGCUGAUAUUUCACCAAGAACAUCAGGAGUUACGAAGAAACUUCAGUUCAAAUCACACCCAAGUAUCAUUCCUGAAGAUACCGCAACUCAAGACGGUGGAGAAUACUAUGAGGAGAAGGAUGCUGAAAAAGAGGAUCAGGAUGAUUCAGUUUCCACCCAGUCUUCUGAAAGUAAGAUGGAUCAUUUUAGACAUCUAUUCAGGAGAAGAUCAACUGCUCGCCCACAUCAAGAAACUAAUGAUGGUCGAAAUUCCGCUGAAUCUCAUUCAAAAGGUGGAAUGAGGAAUUUGAAUGGAGCUGAUGACGAAGUGGAAGAUGGCGGAUUCCUUUCCAAGUUCUUAAGCUUAACAGGAGGUGGAUUGACUCCAGCUGUCAAUAACACUGACCCAUCGGGAGAAAAUGAUCAUGAACGUAAUGCAGGCCAGAACAAUCUUGAAGACCCUAUUCCAAUGUCAGAUAUCGCGGCUACCGCCCAGCAGAUAGUUCAAGCACAUUCUAUGAUGGCUGGUAAGUCAGCACCUGGUACACAACAUGGAGCCUCUGGAAGUGCAUCAUCAGAACAUCCCAAUGGAGAACACAAUCUCGGAACAGAAGCGGGUGUUACCUCUCCUUUUGAACCUGUAUCACCAUUUAAUCAGUCAACGGACGGGGAGACUAUGGUAUCUUCUCACCAAGAUGAUGCUUUCUAUGUUCCUGCAACCAACCACUACGAUGAUAUAGAUGAUCCUGAUGAUCUGGAGCCUUUAGGGAUUGAAGGCUCCUACAUUGCACCAGUAGAUAGAGUUAGAGGUGGUGUUUUGGGAUCCUUACUAAAACUAUACCAAAAUCAAGACGAUCAGUACACAAAGUCUCAGCUCUCCUUAAAUGAUUCCUCGAUAGAACAAACCCCAGAGCCUGUGGAUCAAGCUGGAAAAUCCGAUCAAAAAACGGGGAAAAAGAUUUACAAUCCAUUUCAUAAGCAUAGUAAAUCUCAAACUAACGUUUCUGGCGCUAACAAAUCUGGUUCUUCUAUGAAUUUACCAAAUUUUAAAGCUACUAGACCCAAAGCGGCCGCUAAGAACUUAGUGAAAGCCAAAAACUUCAAGAAAAAGGCUGCAGCUGAAGCCAGAAUCACCGUUCAUAUUGCGGACUUGUUGCAAAGGCAAAGAUUUAUUCUACGUCUCUGUAAAGCAUUGAUGUUGUACGGUGCCCCUACCCAUAGAUUGGAAGAGUAUAUGGUAAUGACCUCUCGUGUCUUAGAGAUUGACGGUCAAUUCCUUUAUGUGCCUGGGUGUAUGAUCAUUUCUUUCGGUGAUAUGACUACCAGAACAUCUGAAGUGCAAUUGGUAAGAUGCAAUCAAGGUCUUAACUUAUGGAAAUUACAUGGUGUCCAUUCAGUUUAUAAACAAGUUGUUCAUGAUAUUAUGAGCGUUGAGGAUGCCAAUAUGGAAAUUGACAGAAUUCUGACUGGUAAGAAUUUGUAUCCACCAUGGGUCUCAGUUCUGUUGUAUGCAUUCUGCUCGUCAAUGGUUACACCAUUUGCAUUCGGUGGAGAUUGGAUUAAUAUGGCAGUCGCGUUUGGUAUCGGGCUUUGUGUUGGUUCCUUGCAGUUCAUUGUAUCCCAAAAAUCAAAUCUUUACUCCAAUGUGUUUGAAGUGACUGCCUCCAUUGUCGUCAGUUUUUGCGGUAGAGCGUUGGGUUCUAUUCCAAACUCCAAUAUUUGUUUCGGUGCCACUGUUCAAGGUUCAUUGGCUUUAAUUUUGCCUGGUUAUAUCAUUUUAUGUGGUUCGUUGGAACUUCAAAGUAGAAAUUUGGUUGCCGGUGCUGUCAGAAUGUUCUACGCCAUCAUCUACUCCUUAUUUUUAGGUUUUGGUAUUACAUUGGGAGCUGCAUUGUUUGGUUGGAUCUACCAUGAUGCCACCAACGAAACCUCGUGUUCAAAGAACAUUUCCCCAUGGUUUAGAUUCAUCUUUGUUCCUUGCUUUUCAAUCGGUUUGGGUUUGAUUAACCAAGCUAGGUGGACGCAGUUGCCUGUCAUGACACUCAUCUCAUGUUGUGGUUAUGUUGUGACGUACUUUUCUGGUAAGCAUUUUGCAAAUUCAACAGAAUUCACAUCUGCUAUGGCGGCGUUCGUUAUUGGUAUAUUAGGUAACUUAUACUCAAGAAUCUGGAAAGGGUUUGCUGUUUCUGCCAUGUUGCCAGCUAUCUUCGUUCAAGUGCCAAGUGGUGUUGCAUCUCAAAGCUCUCUAUUAGCAGGUGUACAAAGUGCCAAUGCCAUCGUGAACAAUAGUACUACUACUGUCGUUCAAGACGAUCUUUCUGGAUCCAUGUCUUUCGGUGUCACGAUGAUUCAAGUUUCAAUUGGUAUCUCUGUCGGAUUAUUUGCAUCAACAUUAUUUAUAUACCCAUUCGGUAAGAAGAGAACAGGGCUUUUUACAUUAUAG